This is a messenger RNA of Protobothrops mucrosquamatus (brown spotted pit viper), 1831 nucleotides long. It is a transcript of the gene KCNE1, whose product is annotated as potassium voltage-gated channel subfamily E regulatory subunit 1. Gene Ontology annotation, biological process: regulation of heart rate by cardiac conduction; potassium ion export across plasma membrane; negative regulation of delayed rectifier potassium channel activity. Gene Ontology annotation, molecular function: voltage-gated potassium channel activity involved in ventricular cardiac muscle cell action potential repolarization; transmembrane transporter binding; delayed rectifier potassium channel activity. The transcript is spliced from 2 exons. The coding region runs from base 94 to 471 and encodes 125 amino acids. Gene Ontology annotation, cellular component: membrane. NCBI's taxonomy places the organism in Eukaryota, Metazoa, Chordata, Lepidosauria, Squamata, Viperidae. The record is from RefSeq and is a predicted model, not a curated record.
AGCUAUUCUCAGAGUGUGAGCCUGGCUCACAGCAUCCAGGCUGCAGGCUCCCUCCUUCGCACAACUUGAAACAGCUGCAUCCUUCAUGACACAAUGGCAAUGCUGUCCAACAACACAGACUUAACCUUGUUCCUCUCAAAAUUGCUAGAAGACUACAUAGAGAAGAAAAACCACCCCACGCCUGCACCCUUCAUUGAUUCUAGUGACCAUCUGGAAGUAGUGUUUAUACUUCUCCUGCUUGGAUUUUUUGGAUUCAUCACCUUUGGGGUCAUGAUCAGCUAUAUCCGCUCCAAAAAGCUGGAACAUUCCAAUGACCCUUACAAUAUCUACAUUGCCACUGAUCUCUGGCAGAAGAGGGACAAAGCCUACUUGCAGGCCAAAGUAGUAGAAAAUUAUAAAUCAUGUAGUAUAUGGGAAAAUGAGCAUGCUGUCGAACAACCUACUAAUCAUAUCCCUGAAGUGAAAUCUUAAUAACAAGAUGGUCGGCCUGUUUUAGAGACAUUGUGCUGUCCCUUCAAAAGUACCAAAGAGACAACAGUUGGACAAACAUUUCAAAAGCAAAGGGAUAAAACCUACAACCUCUGUUAUUACCUCCCUUGAACUGGUGCCACACUAAUGUGUUGGAUGACAUCUUCCAGCAAUUCCUGACCAAUAUGUGCUUACUGUGUAGUAGAAGGAAUUGUUAUCUGAAGAGCUCAUCAUGAUGCACCAUGUUGGGAAAGGCAGCUGUUCUAACCUAAACAGUAAAAAAUUGGAGGUAUUUGUAGGCUAUGAUCUAUCCCAGCAUAGUUUUUCCACCUCGAAAAUCUGAUUGUACUAUGAAUAGAUCCUUGUUCUAGACUUCAUUCUUUUUUUACAAAACAACAAGCAUAAAAAUGUUGCUUCAGUUUCACAUUUUGCAGGUAUCUCCAUUUCACUAACAGAAAACAUGAAGCUGAUUCAUAAGAGAUGGAGGAAGAGUAAUACAGUUUAAAUAUGUCAUAUAAUUUCUUUGUGUAUAAUAUAGAUCGUCCAAAUGGAUAUGGCUGGGGACAGAUUUGUUUAAAUUUAGGAAAUAUUUUUUUUAAAUUUAGGAUUUUUUAAAAAAAAUAGGAAAUAAUCAGAAACAGCCAUUAUCAACUGUUCAGUUUCACAAAAUAUGAAUUUACAGAGAGAAAUGUAGAGAGGAGAGAGGGAGAAAGAGCUAUACUUAAACUUAGCUACAUGAUAUAGCUAAAAGCACUUCUAACACCAAUGUUGGACACCAUUUGGUGAUCAAUUCUGGCCCUCAUUGAUCUCAUGAUAUUUGGAGAGCUCAGGCAAUUAAUUCUGACUUUUGUCCUUUAAAUCUCAGUGGUUUGCAAAUCUUGUAGAUGAUCUGCUUUGCCACUGGGAUGACCUCUUGCUUCAAUCUGGUCCAUAGGCCCCAUUUAAGCCAGUCCUUACUCUCCCUUCCCCCAAGGUUCACAUCCAAUUCCUGGAGCUUCUCUUUCUCUCUAUGCAUUGCUUGGAAUCUAUUCCUUUUCUUACAAUCCAAACAGAAAAGCAAUAUAAAUAUACAUAGCUGCUUAGAGUCACUCACUAGGUGAAUUUAAUAAAUAAAUAAAUAUGAUUUUAUAUAUGAUAAACAUUUCACCGAUAGAUUUCUUAUGAAAUCAGUAGAGUGCAAUUUUCCAAAAAUCACUGUGCAUCUUUCUCCAAGCCUAUCAGUUACUGAUCAACCUUUUUUAAUGACAAUUCACUGAUUCUUGUUUUAAUUUGUAUGAUUUUGCCAAUUUUCCUUGAAUAAGUGAUUUCUAUUGAAGGAGUUUGUAAUUUCUGGUUAUUAUAUAACUUCUGUAGUAUUUCAAAC